Molecule: messenger RNA, 670 nt
Organism: Neolamprologus brichardi
Lineage: Eukaryota; Metazoa; Chordata; Actinopteri; Cichliformes; Cichlidae
Source: RefSeq, a predicted model, not a curated record
AACAUUUCCCUUACAGGCGACAUUGUUUCAAAAUGAAAUCUAAGAAAUGUAAAAAUUACUUAAUGUCCCUUUUUUUUGUCUUCAGAUUUACAUUUGUGGUGGAUUCAAUGGGAACGAGUGUCUGCAGACAGCUGAAUGUUACAACCCAGAGACUGACCAGUGGACGAUGAUCAGUCCCAUGAACAGUCGCCGCAGAGGGAUAGGUGUCAUUGCAUAUGAGGAUCAUGUCUUUGCAGUUGGUGGCUUCGAUGGAAACAACCGUCUGCGCACCGCUGAGGCUUACAACCCACAAACCAAUACGUGGAACCUCGUCUCCUCUAUGUUGACCCGCCGCAGCAACUUUGGCAUUGCGGUAAUCAAUGAUCGCCUCUUUGCUGUCGGGGGCUUCAACGGCUUCACCACCACUUUCUACGUUGAGUACUACGACGCUUUAACUAACCGGUGGUUUAAAGCAUGUGACAUGGGGAUUUUCCGCAGUGCCCUGAGCUGCUGUGUGGUGUCCGGACAUCCCAACCUGUCUGAUUACACCAUUCCUCGUGACAGCCUGACAUAUUUAAAUGUGCCAGAAGAAGCAGCGGAGUCCACGUAACACCUUUAAAAUGCAAUACUGCCAUGUGUCAACAUCUGGGACUCCAACAUUAAGGACUGAAAUAAAUCUUUAGAACAUCAA